UGAAAACAUGGCGAUGGUGUGGGAGAAAUGGMGGAUUAUUUAUCCAUUUUGGCUUGUUGUUAUAUCAUUAUCAAUGAUACAGAAAUGUCAAGGGGCAACGCAUUGGAUUGUWACAGAAAAUGGACGAAUUGAGGCCCAGACAAAUUCAUUAUUUAAUCUCCAAAAACCAUUUGAUUUGGUGACAUUCAUCCACCAAGAGCAAGAAUUAAACAAGGUCUACYUGCGUGGUGAAUUAAAGAAAGAACAAGACAUUUUAGAUGAAGUCAAUCGUCAGGAGAAGAUUGAUCUGUCUGAAACUUUCUUUAAAACKGAUCCAACUUGUAGCAGGCUGAARCGCUGGUAUGAGUUGGAUUUGUCAUUGAAUUUUAUUAUUCCUUUUUCAAGCAAGGACAUCAAUGUUGGCCAGCACAUUGAUCUGGAAAGUGCCGUAAAAACACACAGCGUCAAGACACCGCUUUGUCUCCAAAACAUUCCYAUCACACUCUACAGCUAUGAUCACCUUGAGGGUGUGGCUAACAGGCAUACUUUACCAGGCAUUAGCGAACAUGGCUUGUUAACGACAAUGAAAUAUGUUACAGAUGUUGAUGACUGGGGUGAUAGGAUUGCGCGGGCAUUAAACAAGAACUCUACGUCAUGGGUCCUGCAAAAUAUGGCGGCAUUAUACUGGCGAAUAAAGGGAAAUACAGCUCAGUCUGUCAACUGUCUGCGUGAGGCACUCUAUUACUCCCCUAGACAACAUCAGGACAUCGCUCUAUUUAGCCUGGCAGUUGUUCUACAUCAUGCAAAUUAUUCCCUGGAUGCAAUAAUGCUGCUUCAUGUCUCGCUUGAAAUCACGAGGGAUGUUGCAAUACAUCAGUAUGUUCUUGGAAACAUUUAUGCCACCCUCCAGCUAUUCAACAUGACAGARCUUUGUCUCAAGUAUGUCACACUUGUUCAACCAGCCUUCCAACAUGCUGUGAAUAAACUCAAAGUAGCUGUAUGUGAAAGACGAUACCAUGAAGCAGUACUCGAUCAGUUUAGCUCUCUUGAGAAAGUUCUCAGUAAAGUUCAAAAGCACAAAGACAAGCAUCAAUCUCUUCAAAAACUUCAAGACAGAGACAACAUCAAGCAGCAGUUUGCCUAUGAUGUGUUCAAGAGACAGAUUGAGAGGUUUAGUAGAGAACCAGUGGCUCAGUCUGAGUCGCCACUUAGUGCUAAUCAGGAAGUAAUUUCCAACGAAAAAAGCAAAGGUCAAAUGACAAACAUUCAAAAAGACAUUGUCAGUGCCAUUGGUAACAACAACAUCGAUAAUGGAGAAGCCUUCACUGUCAAYAUCCAACUUGACCAAGGAGGGCCUGUCGUGCAGAAGAAGGUUUUCUGCCAGAAAGCUAACGCAGACGGAAAAACAACMCAAGUUCCAUGUCAAAUAUUCGAAGUUGCAGGAAAACAAGGCGAGACAAACACACAAUUACACAUUAAUGAUGAAAAAGAAACUACAAAGAGUGAGAAAAUGGAAAGUGGAAGAAAAGUGGAUGGAAGAGAAAGUGAGAAUAAAAAGAAAGAACAAAAGAAAGCUGCAACUAAUUCUGUUAAAGAAUCGAAUAAGCAACUGAAAAGUGGARGUAUGGAAAUGAAAAAAGUUAAGAAAGAAAAACCAAAAGACAGUCCAAAAGAGAAGCAAAAUAAAAACAAUUUUUCUAAAAGCGUCAAAGUAGAAAAAAGAGGCUCAGAUGUCAAAGUAUCUGAUGCUGUAAAAGAUGGAAAAUUAAGCUCCAAAACAGCAGAAAAUACAGCGAAAWCCAGAAAACCAAAGAAAAAACAUGAAACCGAAAGAAGGACAGCAACACCUCACAAAGACGAAAACAUGAGUUUGCAAGAAAAGACACUACGACAAGUUGAGCAUGCGCGAGCGACUAUAGCGCGCGUUAAAAGUAUGCUUUUAGUCCCACAAGCCGCCGUGGAGUCAAAUGUUCCUUUUAGAGGAGCAAAAAACACCGCUGGACCUGGAGGGACUGGGCAGGGAGUGUUUCUUAAGGACGAUUUAAAAUCAACAAAAAAGGGAGAGUCCGUGAGAUCUGCUAGUGACGAUCCCACAUUUGAGAGAAGUCAAGCUCCUCCUAUCAAGCACUAUCAACCUGAUAAGCAACAGAAGCAGUUUUGCGAGAAUCCUUCCGAUAAUUCAAAUAAAAAGCGUAAAGGGGACACAUUAGGUAGGGGCUGUCAUACUCCAUCAAAGAAUGGUCCCCAGAAACAGUCAAAGAAAGUAGUUUCUUCAGAGAAARUCCAGAAGAAUUCUGAGAAUGGUAAACAAAGUAGGCCCCAUGCUUCUAAGACUUCUCAAAUCCCUGAAAAAAGCCAUGGAAACAAUAAAGUUAAAAAAUGUCCCCAGUCCACUGAGGGACAUGUUGAAUAUAAUACCAAAUCAACAGAGGCCMCCAAACAMGGGAAUGACGGGAAGGAAAAGGUUCUGUUAAGCUUGAAAGAGUUUCAAGARGUUUUAAAGAAGAGUAAAAAACAACCUGGACAUAACUUUGAUCAUCGUAAGUGUGAUGAUAUCGACGAUCCUAUGGGUCAGCUGUCUCACAAGGCAACCAAGUUCAGYACUGUUGUCAGCGUCAUUUCMAAAGGAGUUGAAGUGAGCCGGUAUAUUGACUUCAACGAGAAUAUUUCCGGUCUCCCCAAGCCCCCUCGAUGUCUUGCGAAGAUAAUACCUGGACGGUCAUUGGGCGAUAUUAAAGGAAUACUUCAAGUCGGUAAAAGUCCAGUGCAGCCUGAAAGCAGCUUGAAACAGACUUUGCUGUCGCAUGCUCACCUUGUAGGGAAAAACAUUGGACUUGAAGAGAUGGGAACAAGAAUUAACAGAGCACUUAAAAGGAAUCCAACGUCCUAUGUACUCCUCAACAUAGCAUCUCUAUACUGGCGCGUCACUGGGGAAGCUUAYGAAGCCGUACGCUGUCUKCGAUUGGCUGUACARCAUGCACCUACAAAAGCAGCWYUGGACAUACCUCUGAUCAGUCUUCAAAGUAUUUUGUAUCGAGCUGGAUUCUUGCAAGAUGCAGCAACUAUUGGCAAAGAGGCUCUUGAGAUUUCGCCGAAUGCUGCCAUUGCYCACUUUGCUCUAGCGAACACACUUGCUGCACAGGGAAACAUUACACAGGCAACCCAACAUUUCCUAAUCGUCCUUCAACUGGAACCAGGCUUCGCCCCGGCGAUCGAGCGACUCAAGGUGAUCCAAUGUAUCCUAUGGAACGAGCAGAAAAAACUUGAAAAAGAGGCUGACGAACUGCGCAAACUCCUGGCUAACUCGUGACAAUGUUUUGUGACCUUUUUAGAGUAUGACCAAUAGAUAGUCAGCUGUAGUUGGUGGUUAAAUUUAGUCACGGGUAAAAUAGCGUGACAACUUUGAGGACGUAUGUGACACAGUAGCGUGACAUGACGCUUCUGGAAAAAUGAAAUACACACUAAAAUAAUGUUAAAAUGAAUUCUAUUUUUAAUGAAAUAAAAUAAUAUGAUUACGUACA
This is a messenger RNA of Exaiptasia diaphana, 3500 nucleotides long. Its product is annotated as tetratricopeptide repeat protein 17. The coding region runs from base 8 to 3289 and encodes 1093 amino acids. Gene Ontology annotation, molecular function: protein binding. Gene Ontology annotation, biological process: actin filament polymerization. The transcript is spliced from 15 exons. Gene Ontology annotation, cellular component: actin cytoskeleton; cytoplasm. Lineage: Eukaryota; Metazoa; Cnidaria; Anthozoa; Actiniaria; Aiptasiidae. The record is from RefSeq and is a predicted model, not a curated record.